AUGUCCAUGAUGUUUGAAGAGUUUAUGGCGGAAAACCCAGAGAAAAAAAUGGAAGUCGAGGGAUUCGUGAUUGAUUUUCAAUCCAUUAACUUUGGCAGUGAAGUAUGGAAUGCCACGAAAGAACGAGUUGAAGCCAUAAAAGAAGACUUUGAGCUAUACUUAAAAGAAAUUUCUUCGAAAUCCAAGUCUUUCGCUUUUUGGAACACGUAUGUCUCCGACCUUUACCCAAUAGCAAGAGACCUUACGAAUUCCAUGCGUUCUGGAGACUGGACACUGUACCUUAGUGCUGUUGAAAGAGCAACUUCACUGUUUUUCUUCUUUGGCAGAACAAACUACUGUAGAUGGACACCAAUGUUUCUACAAGACUGCUAUCAACUGAAAGAUAAGUUUCCUCUCCUCUACAAAUCAUACAUAGAUGGUGGAUUUGUUAUGAACGGUAACAGGAAAGGGAGUGGAGUUCCAUUCGACCAAGCUCUGGAACAGUGUUAA
This is a messenger RNA of Paramuricea clavata, 489 nucleotides long. The record is from the annotation of a GenBank genome assembly. NCBI's taxonomy places the organism in Eukaryota, Metazoa, Cnidaria, Anthozoa, Malacalcyonacea, Plexauridae.